UUCGCUCUGGGCUGAACUGCUGAUGUAUCCCAGCAGCCCCAGUCCCAUGGCAACAGGAAACCUUGGUAUAUAAAGGCACAUCGCAGGGGGAACCCUCCUAAGUGUCUCUCAGCCGCAGCAUGACCAGGACCGAGAGCCUGAGAGUGUGGACUUAACAAAACAAUGCCCAGCCUAACCGCCGACCCACUCAACUCACAGCACUUCAUCAUGGACAAAGAUGACAGGAAGAGAAACAAGAACAUUGGAAAGAACUUCAUGUGCAGACUGCAGUGCAUGUUCUCACACUCGUCCAGCUCGGAGAGCAGGCUAAGUUUAGAAGAUACCCAACAAUGGUCACAGUCACUGGAAAGGCUUCUGGAGUCUAAAUAUGGACUGGCAACCUUUCGUAACUUCCUCAAGUCUGAAUACAGCGAUGAGAAUAUUGAGUUCUGGCUCACCUGCGAGGACUACAAGAAGAUCAAGUCUUCGUUCAGAAUGUCCUCACGGGCCAAGAAGAUUUAUGAGCAGUUCAUCAAAGCAGAAUCUCCAAAAGAGAUCAACAUCGACUAUCACACCCGAGAGCAGAUCAAAAGGAACGUCAAGACUCCCACCACGCACUGCUUCGACGACGCUCAGAAGAUAGUUUUCGGGCUGAUGGAGAGAGACUCGUACCCACGGUUCCUCCGCUCUGACAUUUAUAGAACUCUCCUGGAAAACCUCGCCGCCGAUGCCACGAAGGGAUGAAAGCACAGUCGGAGGGGGGGAGAGAGAGAGAGAGAGCGAGAGAGAGAGAAAGAGAAAGAACGGACAUGAAAACCCAUAACUGGAAUGUUUGAGCUCCUUCCAGAGGAAGGGCCGACAACAAAGGAGGAAGGCGAGUCGACCUGCGCGGCACACGGACACGCACAGAGGCCUCGCACCUCGCCGCUGGCACUAGAUCCAGAGGCAGACCGUGUCUUGUAGUCACAGGCAGGAUCCCCACACUGAGCACCACAGAAGAAACAGCCUUACCACCCUGUAGCGUGCACCGUGCACCGGAGGAUACGUGUGUGUGUGUGUUCGUAGGCGAACUGAGCACUUUGUGAAUGAAUCAGUGGCGCCCGCUGACGCUCGCAACUGACCGUGGAGCAGCCUGCGCUCCUUCUUUGCAGAGGUGUUUCCUGUGCAGAUAAAAGAUUGAGGAUGUGAGACUGUGCAACUGUCGCACUCGAGUAGUUGCAUGUGUGUGUGUGUGUGUGUGUGUGUAUCUAGUUGUUCGCACUUAACUGCCACUGACACACGAUGAGCUGUCACAGAAAGAGCCGGCCGAUGCUCCAGAGACAGAAUCAAACCCACAGCGGAAGGAGGAGCUCCGAGUCACAUGUCAUCCUGAGUGAAGCAGAAGGCCACUGAGUUCAGAGGCAAGAGGCAUUCUGGGAAACUUCAAAAGGAUAUUUUUUUCUAGAUUGGACUGAUGUGAGGUUUUAAAAACUGACGCUGAUGUUUUUUUUUUAGUCUUAAGCUUCCUGUGGUCCUGUGACAUUUUUGUGCAAAUAUUUUACCAUCUUUAAGGUGGCAGUAUUCAAACAACAAAAGUAAAUUAUAUUUUUGAAUGAUGACAAAACAUAACCGUGCACAUUUUUUGUGUUGAAUCUUAAUAUGAAGUCACAGCAUCUUAACACUGACGGCCGGUGGUGUCUGAUUUAAUUCCUCAGCGCACGACUUCUGGCCACAGUAUAAAAAAAAAACCUCUUGUGUCGACGGUUGUGAUUUUAUUGAAUAAACUACGAGUGGAGAUGUAGUAGAACUAGUAUCACAAUGCAUGAUGGGAUGUUAAAACUCCUCAUAUACCCUGAGGAUGGGCCUUACUCCUGCUUUUCCAAACCAUGUUGUUUCAAUGUGUUCUUAGGGAGUUCAUAGUUAAUUGACUUUAAAAAGUUCAACGUUUCAUUAUUUAUUGUUACUUGUCACCAUUUGAGUACAACCUCUGUUGCAGUGCUGACGUGCUUGUUCAACUGUUAGUGAUUUGAAUGACAUUAAAUUAUUUAAAUUGCUCACUUUGAA
This is a messenger RNA of Hippoglossus stenolepis (Pacific halibut), 2022 nucleotides long. Its product is annotated as regulator of G-protein signaling 21. The coding region runs from base 163 to 723 and encodes 186 amino acids. NCBI's taxonomy places the organism in Eukaryota, Metazoa, Chordata, Actinopteri, Pleuronectiformes, Pleuronectidae. The record is from RefSeq and is a predicted model, not a curated record. The transcript has 5 exons.